Morchella importuna is the source of this 726-nucleotide messenger RNA. RefSeq lists its product as uncharacterized. The transcript has a single exon. NCBI's taxonomy places the organism in Eukaryota, Fungi, Ascomycota, Pezizomycetes, Pezizales, Morchellaceae. Bases 1 to 726 code for a protein of 241 amino acids. The record is from RefSeq and is a predicted model, not a curated record.
AUGUCUGGGCUCGGUGGUGAUAGUACUGAGAACCGUUCCAGAAACCCCGACGCCGCCACCCUCCUCUCUAGGAUUGACAGUCUCGAAGCCGAGCUUAAAGUCAUAACCACCUUCAACCACCACCUCAUCGCCACCCUCGCCCGACUUCAAGCCGAGCAGGCAACCCCCACUCCUGCCACCACCACCACCAUCACUACCACCACCACACCUACCACCCCUAGCGCCAUCACUGCCCCCCUCCCAUGCUCGCAUCCGAACCACGCAUGCACAAUCGCCUCCGGGAGUGGUGCCGCCUCGCCUGAAAUCUUCCAGGAAAUCAUCAAGACCAACUGGCAUGGCCGUCUCGGCCGUACCCAUAUGGUGGACGUUGAUGCCCUACCUGCCACAGCACUCAGCGAGCUUGACUGCCUCCUGCGGCGGAAGCUCCACGCAAGUUACCCCCGCGCCCGCGAUAGAUUGACGCCUGACGUUGACACCAUCUUUGCGAGUCUUGCGGCGCUUGGUCUGCGGCUGGAGGAUAGAGGUGCGUAUGCGGAUCUGCCUGCGAUACAUGAUCUUGGUACGUUGCGUAAUACCCCCACGAUCAAGAGGGUGAUAAACUCUGCGUCGUGGUGGACUACCCAUGAGAAGUAUGCGGACUACUGGCAGGGGUUGGUGUUGGAGACGCUGGUGGAGCUGGCGAGGUAUCGGGGGCUGUUUGAUGAUGAGGGAUAUCUGAAGGAGUAG